Cyprinus carpio (common carp) is the source of this 7794-nucleotide messenger RNA. Its product is annotated as roquin-1-like. Lineage: Eukaryota; Metazoa; Chordata; Actinopteri; Cypriniformes; Cyprinidae. Gene Ontology annotation, molecular function: metal ion binding. The coding region runs from base 407 to 3700 and encodes 1097 amino acids. The transcript is spliced from 19 exons. The record is from RefSeq and is a predicted model, not a curated record.
AGGCGCCCGGUACUAAACCGUUUGUUUUUUCUCUUCCUCGAUUAACUCGAGCGCUUGGCCGCUGCUGGUUAAACUCUCGAACUACUUCGGCAACCCGUUAUAACGGUCGACAUGGCGACCGAGCAAAUAAUCAAGAAUUUUCUAAACAAAAGAUGAAGAUAGCCGAGACAGAGUAAGAAAGCGUGUGUUUCAGGUUUCACACCAUGUGAUGAUCACCCGGGACGUGUGAAUUUAUUUAAGAACUCCUGUGUUCAGAAGAUUUUUUGAUUCCAGUGGAAUCUUUCUUUUUUUUCCCCAUCUAUUAUUCCCUUUUUGUUAAAUGACACACCUGAUCACACAUACACCUGCACGCACACCCAAGAGAUACCCCCCCACCCUUGUUUACAUGUAGAGCAACCUUGCUACGAUGCCUGUACAAGCUCCACAAUGGACAGAGUUUUUACUGUGCCCCAUAUGCACCCAGACGUUCGAGGAAACGGUGCGCCGGCCCAUCAGUUUGGGUUGUGGCCACACCGUUUGCAAGAUGUGCCUCAACAAGCUGCACCGCAAAGCUUGUCCCUUUGACCAGACGGCCAUCAACACUGACAUCGAGCAGCUGCCUGUCAACUCUGCCCUGCUACAGCUGGUUGGUGGUCAGGUGCCCAAACAGCAACCUGUGGCGUUCAUUACAUGUCCAGAGGACACCAAGCAUUAUGAUGAGGCACGGCAGUGUGUUGAGGAGCUGGCCCUCUACCUCAAACCCCUCAGCAAUGCACGAGGAGUGGGGUUGAAUAAUGCUGCUCAGAGCAUGCUCAGCCGCCCUAUGCAGAGGAAGCUGGUGACUCUGGUGCACUGUCAGCUGGUGGAAGAGGAAGGACGGGUCAGGGCCAUGCGGGCGGCCCGUUCUCUGGGUGAAAGAACUGUUACUGAGCUCAUUCUGCAACACCAAAACCCCCAGCAGCUCUCCUCCAACCUAUGGGCUGCUGUCAGAGCCAGAGGCUGCCAGUUCCUGGGCCCCGCCAUGCAGGAGGAGGCACUAAAGCUGGUGCUGUUGGCUUUGGAAGACGGAUCCGCUCUUUCCAGGAAGGUUCUGGUCCUCUUUGUGGUCCAGAGACUGGAACCAAGAUUUCCUCAGGCCUCCAAAACCAGUAUUGGACAUGUAGUUCAGCUGCUCUACCGUGCCUCCUGCUUCAAGGUGACUAAGCGAGAUGAGGAUUCAUCGCUAAUGCAGUUGAAAGAGGAAUUCCGCACGUAUGAGGCACUUCGGCGAGAACACGACUCUCAGAUUGUUCAAAUCGCAAUGGAGGGAGGGCUGCGCAUCGCGCCCGAUCAGUGGUCUUCUCUGCUGUAUGGAGACCAGUCUCAUAAGUCUCACAUGCAGUCCAUCAUUGACAAGCUGCAGACCCCAGCAUCAUUUGCUCAGAGUGUGCAGGAGCUGACCAUCGCACUGCAGAGGACGGGUGACCCUGCCAAUCUCAACCGGCUGAGACCUCACCUCGAGUUACUCGCUAACAUCGACCCCAGUCCAGAUGCUCCUCCUCCUACCUGGGAGCAGCUGGAGAAGGGGCUUGUGGCGGUAAAGACGGUGGUGCACGGCCUAGUGGACUUCAUCCAGAACCACAGCAAAAAGGGUGCCGACACGCAGCAAACUCCACAGCACAGCAAAUACAAGACGUACAUGUGCAGAGACAUGAAACAGAAAGGAGGCUGUCCCAGAGGAGCUAGCUGCACCUUCGCCCAUUCUCAGGAGGAGCUGGAAAAGUACCGUAAAAUGAACAAACGCCUUGCUGCACGAGUGCCCUGCACCCCUGGCCUGCUGUCUGAGGAGAUGGUCCUGCUGGAUCCUGGGCGAAAGGCCUCUACACUUACCAAUGGGGCCCCUCUUCCCCAGCUCAUCCCCAGAGGCACAGACCCCUCCACAUAUGACCUCUUACUCAAGCCCAAGAUGGAUGCCACUAGCCUGAGCGCUCCUGGGUCACCACCUGACACUUUGGAUAAAUCUAGCUUGGCCCUGACUCCCUACCCUGUGCCUCACCCCAGGGCGGAGCACUUACCCAUGCCCAAGCAGGUGCCAGUCAUGGCCAGAGGUGUGCCACAGAUGUAUUCACAACAGCAGCACGAGCUCUUCUAUCCAGAACCCGGCAGACCACCUCCCUCAGGAUCUCAGUAUGAUGCUCAGUACCCAACAGGCAACCCCUACCCAUACCAACCUCCACAGUAUGUCCCUCCCCGCUAUAUCCGUAAUCCACCUCCCCCUGGUGACUCUGCAGUGCCACCUUACCCAGAGCCCUACCCAGGUUACGUCCCAGAUCGCCAAUAUCCAAGCCACCACUCUGGUCCCCCUUUCUCAGCCCACACAUAUGCACCAGCUUCCCAUUAUAGUCGCAGACAUGGACACUAUCAUGUACCCCCACCUCAGUUUGCCCCGCCCAGAGACGACUUGGUCAGGAUGAGCCCGGUUCCUCUGGAUGUUCCACCGGCCGCUAUGCCUCCACCUCCAGCAGGGGCUGCAGGCUCUCUGUACCACCCCCAGGAAGCAUCAUCCAGAGACAGAUACCCACAGGACGGGUACUAUCCUCCUGGACCGCACCCCAGCCAAAUGAGGUCCCACAUAGGACAGGACCCGUAUAGCCGCUCUCAGCCCAGUCUGGAUGACUUGCAUCGCAGGCGCAAAGAGCUGCUUGUCCAGCUAGAGGAGAGAAAAGUCAUCUCUCCUCCCCCCUUUGCUGCCUCCCCGACUCUCUCUACACACCCGUUCCCCAACGACUACCCUCGGGAGUAUUUGGAGGACGGCUCUAAAGCCUUUGGAAGUCGGGAGCCGGACUACGCUGGGCAGUACUCCCCCUGGUCAUGUGACACCAUAGGAUCAUACAUUGGCUCCAAGGAUGCUAAACCAAAAGAUGUCAGUAGAGCUGUGGAGAUGAUGAAUGCAGAGGGGAAAGUUCUCCGUGAACCACCACUGGACACCCAGCGGCGCUCUGCAGAAGCCAAAGACGACGAUCCCAUCAUUCCCUUUGGUCCUCUGCCCACAGUGUCUCCUUUUGGGGCCAUUUCACGUACCUCUAAAACGGGUUACCAGACCACUGGGCCUGUACAGGCCAUAGCAUCCUCACAGGCCUCGGUCUCCAAACACAUGACCAUGACAGCAGACUAUCAAUAUGGAAACCACAGUGGAUGGGGAGGAGCGUCGUACCCUCAGCACCAGAGCAUUAACUCUCAGGGACACUUCAGUGAGCGUCUGCCAGUGUCUGCCCCUGACCGCGAGCAGCUGAAGAUUGAGCUCCAGCAAGUCAACCAACAGAUCAGUCAGCAGACCCGCAGCAUGGAGGCGUGUGCGCUGGCAUCUCAGCCUGCGGCUGGAGUGAAGUGGUCUUCAGGUGGCACUGUGUCUAGUGAGCAGCUCAGCCUGGAGCUUGAUCACGUAGAGCUGGAGAUCAAAAAGAGAACCCGUGAAAUUGCCAUGGAGAGCCAGGUGGCCCAUGAAUACAAGCUGAAGGCCACUGAGAAUGGGCAGAGUGACCAUAAAGCCCAGCUGGAGGAACUCUCUUUAGCAUUGGGUGAGGUGUCUAAUGGAUCCAGUGGCAUGAAGCCAGCCAGUAGUAUGGGUGGAUCUAUGCUCUCGCUGACCAAUAAGACAUCAUCUCUCACCCUCUGCUCUGCUGACCAAGCAGCGAGUAGCUCAGACCUUCAAAAGAAUGGUGUUGUUCACUCUUGCUCUUAAGAGUACAGACACACACACACAGAGACAACCUCUCCAGAGGUCGAUAUUCCUUCUCAGAGGGCUUUUAAAUUAAUCUCUUGACUAAUUCGAACCAGUUUCAAGAGACACACGAUGUGUUUUUAAUAUUCAGACGGAGCUGAUAUGAGGGACACACAUUCACACACACACACACACACACACACACACACACACACACACACACACACACACCUGCAUGCUGCUACAUGCAUGCACCGACACAAACUUCUGUUUUAUUUAGAAAAAUGAGCAGUAUCUGCCGUGAUAUAAAUUUUCUUUCUUUUUGUUCUGUGAAUGAGCUUUUUGUUUUAAUGACUUUUCAUCGCCUGGAAACCAGGGCAUCUGAAUAAUGCUUACUUUGUUUUUUCCCCUCUAUAUCAAGAAAGAACAGUCAACCAAAAGCUAGCACAGACAGGACGACCCAAACUAGUGGAAUCAAAACGAGAAUAGAGCGCACUUUUUUUUUUUUUUAGCAUUGGGGCUAGUUGCUGAUUGUGCGGUCAGGGCUCUGUGGAAAUGGUCGACUCCCUGGAUCUCUGCAGCCUUGAAUAUGAUCUGACUCACCAGGUUUUGAAGUAGCAUGGAGAACCUUUUAUGAAUCCAUUUUUAUGGACUGUUAACACAGGUCUCCCCACAUGACACACGAUCGUGGCAGUGUAUCGCUGUAAAGCAGUUCAGUUGGGCUCUGGAUGACACAAGGGGAAGAGAUAAUCAGUUGUCCGGUUUGGUUUAAUUUAUGGUUUGGCUAUAUAACCGUUAAGGAAUUUGUAAAUGUGUGGUGACACGUGUCUAAAGCAUUCUGUUUUAUAGAAUGCAAACGAUGUUUUGAAAAAUGAGCACUUUUUUUUUCUCCAUGUUUUCCAUGAGUGUGUGCUUUUUAGUAGAAGAGGUGCAACACUUCCCUUGUGUUCUUCAGAGCUCUGUGGUUGGGAUAAGUUUUGUUGCUCCCAGCGCCACAGUCAUUUCAUAAGAUUACAGCCUAUUAGGAAAUUAUUUCAUCAUUUUUCCCUAACUUCUGUGAAGUUGCAUAUUUGUCUCUCCUGGUCGAGUUUGCAUAUUCGAGUCUCGCCACUAAACCGCUGCGUAGAAGUACACCAGGGCAGUAGUUAGACAACGCCAGGUCCCAUAGCGCUAAAUGACCGCGUUACAGUUUUGACUGGAAAAAACAAACAAACAAACAAACAAAAAAUUGUUAAAGGGAUAAUUCAACCAAAAAGGCAAAUUCUGUUAUAAUUCAGUUACCUUCAAGUUGUUCAAAAUCAAUAUUUUUAAGGAAAAAUAUUGUUUUAUGGACACAAACUGUUGGAACAUUCUUCAGGAUGUCUUUUGUGGUCCACAGAAGAAAGCAAGUUGUGAUGGUGUGGAACGACUUGAAGGGAAAUAAAUGAUGGCAUAAUUCUUUUUGGGGGGUGGGGGGUGAACUGUCGCUUUAAAUAAAAAUCCAGACAGAUGAUCAUUAUAGAUGAGCUUUUUAAUGUCUUAGGUUUCCUCCGUAUAAACUCAAAAUUAGUUUGGAACCAGUUCUUCAGAAAUGAUUAUGAAUUUCUGCAGAAACGCGACUCAUGAAUCGAGGCCUGUUGAGUUUAUCCUCCAUCAGCCUGCUUUGACUUAAAUGUUUUUUCACAACAUACUCAAUGACUGUUUCCAAUUGAGGCCCCAUAAAUGAAGAGAACAAGAUUAUUUGAAGUCUGAAGUCUUCCUAUAGUGAUGACAUUCUUCACGUGUGACAUUUUGUUCUAGUCUCUUGAGACCAACUAUGAUAUACAGCUCCAAUUUUGGGUGCAACCUCUUAACGUGUAAACUUUUGUGGGUUUUGUGUUAUAGCCGUGGUGAUAUAGUUGAUUUCUCUUAUUACAAUGACUUGUAAUCACGGUCAUUAUUUGAUGUUCUUGCUUGUCAAAGAGCAAACGCAGCCUUUUCAAGCAGUUGCCGAGAUUGAAAUCGAGCUGUGCCGACAUGCAGAGAUGAUGUCAACCUUACUAACAUGUGAUGUCCAUCGCACUCACUGGGAAAAUUCUCCAUGCUAAAUUGUUACCUCCUCCCUCUCCUCGACGUAGAAAUUGAUUUCUCGUAGUGUUUUUAUUUCAUGCUGUUGAUGAAGGUCCCAUGAACUAGUUAAGGCUUUGCCUAAUAUGAGAUGUGCUGUGUAGCUCAUGUUUUAGCUGAGCUUCUUGCUUCCCUUCUGGUGGAUCUGGCCUCUGAUUGGAUUUAGAGCUUUCCACAUUCUUCUGUGGUUCAAGGCUGCUUUGUAGCCCAAGAAUUAAAGUGAAAUUCAUAAAAAGAUGUCCAGGUCACAUUUCAGCAAGUAAUAUAAAGGAAAAAAUGUAUAGGGCCGAUGAUGUUAAAGCAUAUCUUUCUCCCCCAAAUGUUCAUGAAUUCCUAUCUCAUUAUCAUAACUUCAAUAUAUUAUAUAGUAUGCUUUACACACAAAAAAAGUGAUUUUUAGUUAAAUCUGUGUAAAUGUUAUACAUCAACUACUAGACUUACUAGCAUUUAUUAAUUGUGUAUUUUUUUUGUAUUCAUUUACACUGACAAAAAAGGAACUAUACUUUUUUUCAAGAAAAUGUCAAUGCAAUAUAAAUACUACUAUGAUAUUUUUAUGAAACUUGUGUGAUUUUAUCCCAUAAUAAAUAUGACCUGGGCAUGUUCUUUCUAGAUAUUUCUCAGUUCUGUGCCACUUCACUCAUCCAAUUAGCAAUUAUGCUCAGUGAUCAACUUUCAAUAUUAGGUAAACAUUUUUCUAAAUUGAGGAACAUCACACCAGGAGGAUAUAAUGUGCUUAGUGAAUUCCCUUUUAUAUUCAAAUGGGAGGAAAACGAUUGCAAACCCGUUCAAUUUGAGCAGGAUACGUUUCGAUCCAGUGGCUUAUCUUGACGUCUCAUCGAUUGAGGUGUGUGAACAUGGCUAUGCAUAAGGCUUUCAUACGAUUUCUGCUCAGGAGUCUGAAAAAGAGAAUUUUUUCCUCCUCCCUGCAGUUAUUUUCAUGAGUUAACAUGCUCACGCCAACGCUAACAUCGGAUUUUCUUUGGCUAUGGUUAGGUGCAAGCGGUAGCAUGACGAGCGUUCUGUUUCGCAUUGCUAAUUGUUGAUACAACAGGCAAACGUUUAGCCAGCGUUCGGUGUGCUGAGAUUUUUUUUUGUUUGGCUUUCACACAGUGCCCAAAGCUGUAUUAACGUAAGCAUUCUCGAGGGAUGCUGCUUUUAUUUGAAUCUUUGGGUUGUAUGGGAAUGUGCUAUCUUGUAUUUAAUAUUUGGCACUUGCUUGGGUGCUGUAGAAGGUUUUUUUUUUUUUUUUUUUUUUUUUUUUUUUUUUUGUAAUGAUCAGUGAUCUCACUGAGCUAAUUACUUCUGCGUGGAUAUUUUUCGUUUGUUUUACAAAUUAGUGUCAACCAUCCACACAUAGCGACUUAUGGGAAACGACUCAGUAAGGUUCAUUUACAGUUUUGUGCAUGAGGGUAUUUUUCCUCAAGUGAGAAAUUGCAGGAUAAUGUGAUUUUCUUUGUUCCUGAUGGAUGAUAUUCAUAGCUCUGACUGGAUUGUGUCUGUUUUGAGCAGACCUGUUGAAUUCAUUUAAAUGAAAUGCAAAUUAACUAAUUUUGAACCUUAUUACACCGUUAUGACUGUCUUUUUUUGUCGUUUUGUUUUAUUCCUAACUUUUUGGGAAAUGUAAUAGCUUUUUUAUGAUUACUUCCAAGUUGUCUUGUAAAAUCUCUUAAAUUAAGGUACAGGCUCAAUUUCAACAAGGAAAGGUUUUAUAUAUAAAUAUAUAUUAUACUCCAUUAAGGAAUGUUUAGAACCAUCUUACUCCAAUGUGGAUGUAGCCAUUAUUAUGCCAUUUUAUGACUUUGUAAAAGAAUUCACUGUGUGAAAAUUGGUUUGCAUUUUUGUAUAAUACAAUCUGCUUUUUUGUUUGUUUAAAAGGAGAGAGGGAGGUGAAACUGGAUGUUAGAGAGCAAGAUUAAAAAAAUAAUAAUUUAACAGAAACCUGUGAUAUUGAGAAGAAAAUGUAACUUGUGUACAACAAUGAUUCGAAAUGAGAGGGAUGGAAUAAACAAUAUUGGUAACACUGCUAUAAA